GACAUGUUGACUGGCCGUAAGACAGGUAAAUAAUCAACAGAGGAUGCAAAAUUUCCCCAUGGCUGACACAAGAAAAUGACAAAACCCAUCGGCUGACUGGAGCCAACAUGAAACGGCAGCCUUUACCAAGGCCAUCGAGACACAGAAGCACACGGUCUCUAACAAGGAGCAGAUGCUCAGCCGACUUCUACUCCCUAGUUUACCUGACACCCCCCCCUCCGCUCUUAAAGAGUUGGCGACAUCAAAGAGACAGCCAGUAGCAAUGGAUGUGCUUGGUUCCAAAAAUAACGAAAGUACCUUCCCCAGCCUCGGGGAUUUGGAUGACUUUCUCACCAAGCACAACUCGAACUUUAUUUGGCUCCUCGUUGCCACCAUUCUGUCCUGUGGAUGGAUCAUCUAUUUAACUUAUUAUAACUCUCGAAACAUUGGUCUCAUCCUCACCUACAUCAUCAACAGACUUUACAAGGAUGGCUACAUUCAUAUUGGCUCCUUCUCCUUCUCUGUGCUGUCAGGAAAAGUCAUGUUCAGAGAUGUUUACUAUAUCAACCAAGACAUGUCUAUCAGGAUUCAAGAUGGGUUCCUCAUAUUUCGCUGGUGGAAAAUGUAUAACCCCAAGCAAAAACAGCAUGACCCUAAGGCGGAGACCAGGCUUUACGUGACAGUUAAUGGCUUCGAGUUUCAUGUCUACAAUCGGAUAGACCUCUAUGCUCGCCUGCAAGAGACUUUCGGCCUGGAGCCGACACUCAGCGCAUCCAAAAAAGAUGUCGACCGUGGAGGGGAGGGAAGAAGCAAGACAAUUGAACAUGUGAACAUUCAAUCCGAAAAUCCAGACCCCACGUCGUCAUGGCGCUCCCUCAUUCCUGUCAUCAAAGUUAACAUCAGUACGGGUCGACUGGCAUUUGGGAAUCAUCACCUACCUCAGACUUUGUGCUUCAAUUUUGAGGAUGCCUUCCUGACCUAUGCCACUAAGCCUCCAUCUAGCCACCUGGACCAGUACAUGCACAUUGUGAAAGGCUCACUAGAGAACGUCCGAGUCAUGCUGGUUCCUAGCCCACGUUAUGUUGGCAUGCAGACUGAUGAACCGCCUAGGCUGAUGGGUGAAGGUUUUGUUGUCAUGCAAUCCAAUGAUGUUGACCUCUACUACUACCAAGAUGAGCCGGGUGUCGUACCAGUGGAACAAGGGAGUGGGGAGGAAGCUGAGACACCCAGUGAGGAUGACAAGCUGCAAGAUCUUCCUCCAUGCUGGGGUCUUGACAUAGUCUGUGGAAAAGGAACUGACUUUAACUACGGCCCCUGGGCAGAUCGCCAGAGGGAUUGUCUAUGGAAAUUCUUCUUGCCGGCGGACUAUCAGGACAUGAAGGUGACUGAAAUGGCCCUGCCAGGAAAACCCAGACAGAUUCAGGCCUUCGAGCUCCGUAUGAACAUCAUUGCGGAUGCUACGAUUGACCUGCUUUUUACCAAAAACAGGGAAACCAAUGCCAUCCAUGUGAAUGUAGGUGCAGGUUCUUACCUAGAAGUCAACAUCCCCAUGACUGUCAGAGAGACUGGCUACUCGCCCACCAUCAAAGGACAGCUGCUUCAUGUUGACACCACGAGCAGCAUGCAGUACAGGACUUUGCUUGAGGCUGAGAUGUUAGCUUUCCAUGUGAUUGCCAGCUACCCCCGGGUAUGGAAUAUGCCCCAGUCUUGGCAGUGUGAGAUUGAGGUGUACAAGGCAACGUACCACUUCAUAUAUGCCCAGAAAUUUUUUUUCACAGAUUUGAUUCAGGACUGGGCGAGUGACAGUGCACCAGACAUCUACUCCUUUCUUCCUUAUUUUUGGACAUUCAAGAUGUCUUUUCACCAGUUUGAGAUGAUCUGGGCAGCAAACCAGCACAACUGGAUUGAUUGUUCCACCAAGCAACAGGAGAAUGUGUAUCUGGCAGCAUGUGGUGAGACGCUCAAUAUAGACUUUACUUUGCCUUUCAAUGAGUAUGUUCCAACUAUCUGCCAUACCCGCUUCAUCUUAAAGGCGGAGGAUACAGACAUGCGACUGUCUCUCCCUGAGUGCCACCCCAGCCGCUACCCCCUCCUCACCCUUGCAAAAGAUUACCAGAAUGUCAAGCUGCCCCCAGACAUGUUCAUGCCAGGGGAAAAUCAAAGUGCCCCACCUCCUAAACCUACCAAACCCCAAUGGAGGAAUAUCACCCACUCAGAAGCUGGCUGGGUUGACUGCUGGAGUGUACCAAACUUCCUGCUCAUCAUUGAUUACACGUGGCAUCCCAUUUAUCCCCAAAAAGCUGAUGAGCAACUCAAACAGUCAUUGUCUGAAAUGGAGGAAUCAAUGCUGUCAGCUUUAAGGCCCCCUGAACACACUUCAGGACAACACACCCACCCGUACUACAAUUCUUCUUCAGCCGCCCACGGCCGAAUACCAAUCGACCCUUCAGAGCUACCCUCUGACAGACUUCAUGUGGAGAUGGAAAUGUCUCCAGAUUCUCAAAUUAUCCUCUAUGGGCCUUUACUUAGGGCUUUGAUUUCCAUAAAGGAAAAUUAUUUUGGCGAAGAUGACAUGUACACAGACUUUGAAGAGACUGUGUCCAGUCCAGUUUUGUCCACUUCCUCAUCUGGCCUUGGUUGGGCCCCUCUGGGAAUUGAUGAGAGUGGACAUAAGGAAACAUCUGAUAUACAUCCCUUGGACCUGCGACCCUGGGACAUAACUGUACUCAUCAAUCUUUACAAAGUCCAUGGUCGACUGCCUAUGCACUGUAGCAAUGAGGGGCCAGAAGGACCAUCUGGCUUCUUAGAGCGGCUAUGUUUUGAAAUGAAGAAAGGUUACAAGGAAACUAUGCUUCAGCUACUGUUGUCACCUGUUCACAUCUUUGUUAGCGACAACUACCAGCGUCCCACAGUGGAUGGGGUGUUAAGGGAUGGCCACCUAAGUCUGUCAGGCCUGCAGAUGAGGGCUCACGCCAUGUUCUCUGCACAGGGUUUGCCACUAGGAAGUGACACCCUUGAAUACGCCUGGCUCAUCGAUAUGCAAGCUGGGGGUCUUAGCGGCAGAGUGACUAUUCCACAGGUGGCCAUUCUGAUAGAGUGGGGGAAGUAUUUCGUUUUUCAUGUGAUGUCCCGUGAGUUCCAGCUCGAACAUCCAAAGCCAAUUAUCAUCUGCCAGCAUGGUGUUGAUCGGCGCAUCUGUGACGCUAAGUUAACUUGCUUGCCCGGUCACUGUCGAACGUCAGAGGAGCUCAAGUACACCAUGACGCGACUGGCCAUGGAUGGAGUGGACCUGUUCAUUGUUGAACAUGGCUGCGCUGCUAACGUCAAAACAGGCUUUUUACGUGUGGCCAACUGCAACCUACAUAAUCAGGCAGUGGGAGAGGGCAUCAGCGCUGUGGUGCAAGACCUAAACAUUCAACAGUACAUCGAGCAGCAGCAGCACAGUGAGACGAGCAGGCUGCUGCCAGCUGGGCAGGGGCAAGGUCCAGGUCAGCCACUCAGUCUCUGCCAGCCCCUGGUGAUGAGACGCUCUGUCUGGCUGGAGGCGGGUUCAGUCAACCUGAACCUCAUCACUGCGGACAUUGCCCUGGCUGCAGACCACUCAGCCAAAUGUGAAGUUCAGAGGCAAUUUCUGGAACUACAUGACACGCAGACCAAAAGACUCUGGUUCCUGUGGCCUGAAGAAGCUGGCAUUAGAAACAAGCGGAGCAGGAAUCGCUGUGGCUGCCUUGGAGGCUGCAGGUUUUUUGGAGGAACCAAUAUGGGCGUGGACUUCUUCAAAUUGGAAGAGAUGACACCCUCUUCCUCAUCUGCAUUCUCUUCCUCUAGCACUGAGUCAGAUAUGUGUUAUGGGCAGUCUUUGCUUCAACCUGGAUUGUGGAUUAUGACCAAAGAAACACCCAAAGUGGAUGGAAGGGUUGUUGGACUGAAAACUGAUACACAUUCACCCUGCCUCCCUCCUGAGGUGCCUGAGAGGCGUGGUCAACAGCACCUUAGUCUCCAGGUGCCCCAAUGCUCUCACAGCUCUGCCUCCUCCUCUGAGGAGAAUAGUUCCUGCAGUGCGGCCUUACCCCUACUGGCUGGAGAAAGGGAUACCCCCUCGCCAAGUGUGGAACAACGCAUGUUUCUUGUGAAUGGAAAAAGUCCUGUUGAUACUUUCCGUGAUAUUCCGGAGGGCUCACCCAUUUCACCUAACAACUCCCAGGAACGCACCUCAGUGCGCUCACCUCUUUGCUCUCCCCUCAAGCGCCAGUCCUCAGUACACUCUAGUCGAUUAGGCAGUACUAAGAGCUUGUCAGCUGCUGUAUUCAAUGACAGACCUCCCCCAGUGCUGUCUGGGGGUGUCCAGUUCAGCGGUGAUGUUUCCCGCAGUGACGAAAACGUUCUGGAUUCACCACGUCAGCGUCGAAGCUAUGGCUCGUUCCCCUUUACACCCUCAGCAGACUCCAACACCUUCCAUCAGUACCGAUCUGCAGACUCUAGUAUGUCGGUUGCUGACAGCGAAGUCUACUUCUCUGCCGCUGAAGAGUUUGAGCCGAUCAGCAGCGCUGAUGAAGGUCCAGGGACAUACCCGGGGCGGAAAAAGAGGAGAAGGCAACAGAUGCAGCCACCGCCACAGCCUCCUUAUUACAUGGAGAACUACAGCCGGAGCUCCAUCUACCACAGUGUUGAAGGUCCUCUCACUUAUGUCCUCAACGGGGAGCUUAUUACUGAACCCCGCCCUCUGCCUCUGCCGCCAACGCUACCCCCAUUGCCUUCCCAACCUCUGCCAAGCCACAUAUCUCAGGCCUCCUUUGUAUCUGCCCUGGCCAUGGAGGACGAGAGUUCAGUGGAAGCCGAAAAGACUGCAGAGCCUGGCCCAGUAACAAGACAACCCCAUGUGAUGGCUUGCUACCAGAACUACCUGGCCCACUAUCAGGUGUCGAAUUGGUCUGUCAAGCAGCCCAACAAUAAGAGGACCUCCAAAUCUUCUCUACAUCGUCCCUUAGAUCUUGACACACCCACAAGUGAAGAAAGCUCAGCAUCCUUUGACCAGCUCUCUGUUCCAAGCUUUAAGGUAAUAAAACAUGGCCUCUCAGCCACUUCACUGUUAGAUAGAGGACUUCAGCUCAUGGGUGAUAACAACAGCACGCCAUAUACUCCCCUGGAUAAGAGAGCUAUGGAGAAUACUGAUGAGGAUACAACAACGGAUGACUGGUCUCUUGAGCAGCCUCUAGCUCAAACCAGGACCACAGCCAUAGUGGAGGUGAAGGGUGCCAUUAAUGUGGUGCUUACACCCCUUGUUGCAGAAUCCUUGGACAGGUACAUAGAGUCGAUGGUCCAUUUUGCCAGUAUCCGUCAUCCUGCUGCCAUUCUAGAUGACCUGCAUGGAAAAGUUCUCAAUGAAGCUUAUCAGAUCAGUAAAUCUACAGUUACUGAAUCUUUUUCAGCCCAGUAUCUGCAGUCUCAUUGUAGUGAAUUUGGAUCUACACAGAGCCAAGCAAUCAAACAGGAGCCCAAGUUUUUCCAGACAGAGGGCAUGAUCCAUGGCUCCCUCAAUAUCUCACAUGGCCAAACAGACCCGUCUGUCAAACCAGAUAAUGUGAAAAUCAAGGGCAUCCAAGCAAAUGUCUCAAUCCCUAAGGUGAACCUUUGUCUCCUACAAGCCUCUGUAGAGGAGAGUUUUCCAUCCUGCUCUAAUAAAUGUGUUACACAUGUGUCACUAGUGGCACUGUGCUUUGACAGGAUUGCAACCCAGUUCAAGAUGAAUAGGGGUAUAGUCGAAGAAAGCCCUAAUAUCACAGAACAUGGGCGACCCUCUGUAAUGUUAGAGAAGUAUGCAUCUGCCACGAAAAUGCAGCCCCAAUCAUCUGGCUCAUUACGUUCUAAUGCUGGCAUUGAGAAAGGAAAAGAAAUAGCAGCAAGGCUCAACAUCCACCGUAUCCACAGCCAGCUCAGAGGCCUUGAUUCCACAGACAUUGGCACUUGUGCCAUCACAGCCAUACCCAUUGAGAAGUCCAAAGUACUAUUUGGCAUGGAGGAAAUCGACGACUUUUCUCUUGUAGAUGAGACAGACAUCCAUUGUAGCUCUGGUGACCUCAGCCGUUCUACUGUAUCUCUUGAGAAAUGGGGCUGGAUCAUGUUUGAGUGUGGUAUUGAGAACCUUACAGUGAAAGGUGGUCGUCAGUCAGGUGCCAUUCUUUACAAUGCAUUUGUCAUGAUGGGGCCCUCAGAAAAUGGUGGAAAAGCAGGACUCCCCAAGUCUAAUGGAUCGAUUGGUUCUCAGACUGGGAGUGGUUAUAGCACUGAUGUAUCUGAUGACAACCUACCACGUGACACUGUUAGCCCUGCCUCAGAUGCUAACGGAUAUUCUGACUUAGAUGAUCAGGAUGAAGGGGUUGAGUCCGACGACCUGAAGAAAGAUCUUCCUCUAAUGCCUCCACCACCUGACUCAAGCAGUAUGAAACUGACAAUUCGCGAGAUUUGGUUUAGUUUUGCUGCUCCAACCAAUGUGCGGUCACCUUCACAGACCAUCUCUAGGCAGUUAAAUCUGCUCAGCACUGCCACUCCAGCCAUCGGAGCCUGGUUAGUUCCCAUUGACCAACUGAAAUCUUCUCUUCGCAAACUGGACAUGGAGGGUACACUUCGGGUGUGUGCAGUCAUGGGCUGCAUCAUGACAGAGGCUCUUGAGAAAAAGAGCAUCCACAUCCCAAUCCGAAGCAAGUACAAUCGAGUGACUAAGCGAGCACACUACCUGCACGAGAAUCCCUCAUGCAUGCUUUGUAACAUUCUUCACCGCUAUCUCCAACAGGCAGAUUAUUCUGUCAUAGAGGAGGCUACCAUGAAUGAUGGAGUUCCAGCCUUAGUAACUCUAAAAAAGGGUCUCGUGGCUUUGGCCCGGCAGUGGAUGAAAUUCAUUGUGGUUACUCAGGGCUUCAAAGCUAUUGGUCUGAUGAGGCCCAAUCAGCUGACUAAACCAAAGGAACCUCACCAGAAUCUUUCUGAGACAAUCCUGGGUCUGGACAACGGUGCAGCACUUCAAAGUGACACUAGUGGUGAUGGAGCUGAAUUUGAAUAUGAUGCAGCCACAGUGAGCGAACACACCAUGCUACUAGAGGGCGCGAGCAGUCGUCCGCCACCAAAAGAGGGAAACUCUGUUCCUGUCAGUGGAGUGGAGAUCAUGAGAAAACUCUCCAAGUCCCAUACUCACAGCGAGUCUGCACUACGAAUAAAGGGCUCCCAUCCAUAUCAGUCUCUGAGUUACACCAGCGGUGACACAGCCGCUGACUCACCAGCCCAUGUGAGCCGUGCAGGCCUGCCAGUCAAGGACAGCCCCAGGAAAGAGAGUCUCCUGAGCAAUUUAACAGGAAGCUUUCGCAGUCUGCACAACCUGCUGGAGGGGACGCCCCAGAGGAAUGAACCAUCUUUUGCUACAACAGCCAAGAGUGGUUCCCUUACUCGUACAGGGACAGAGAUGUUGACAGAGCACCCACUUCUAUCCGAGCCAUCCUCCGUUAGCUUUUACAACUGGAUGUCCAAUGCAGUGAGUAACAGGAGGGGGGCUGCAGUCCAGGACUCCCCGCUUAACCGCUCCCAGCACAAUAACCUCCAGAUGGGUGGGACAUGUAACCUACCAACUAUCCCUUCUGCAUCGGAUUUCAACACAGUGUUGUCCAGUGAUCAGAACACCUUGGAUGGGACCCACUCACAGCAUUCCCAGCAUAGCACCAGCCAGGAUGACAUUGCUGAUAUUGAAGAGGGGAAGCUCUGUCCUGCCGCUGUUCAACUGGCUGAUGCUCAGGUUGUUUUCAAGCCAUUGCUGAACUACACUGGCAUCCAAGCCCAAGACACUACUCCUCUCAGCUACAAGAUGUAUUUUGGAGAACAUCUGUCUUUUUCUGGCAACCUGGAGUGUCUGAGAGCAGACAUUGUGGACUCUGAUACAUCUAAAGAGCGCAAAACUAAAAGGUCCAGAAGGCAAGGCAUGGUGAACCUGCCACCUCUUGAUUUCAAACCAGCACUUCUUAUUGAGACUUUUAGCUUGAAUGCAGUCGUGAUGGAGAAGUCAACCACUGCGCCACAAGGUUCCACUGCGGUCCCAUUGUCCUUCCACGACCUCACCCGCCGUCACUACAACACAUUCCAUUGUGACUUCACAACAUCCUGCCAGGCCAUUAGCCAACGUGUCGACAUGGCUCUCGUGCGCCUUAUUCACCAGUUCAGCACCAUGAUCGACGAUAUCAAAGCCACUCAGACAGACAUCAAGCUAAACCGCUACACUGCAGGCUCUGCUUCACCAACCCCAACAUUCAAGACCCGACCAUACCGCCACUUCAGGUCGUCCGACUUUAGUAGGAGCUCACGAGGCAGCAUCAAUGGGACGGCACGCAGUGCCACACAAACCCUGAAAAGCAAAAGAGGUUUGGGUGGAGGGUUAGGUGGUGGAGGGACAGGGAUUGUUGGGAGCUUACCACUCAAUGUACCACCCUCAGGAAUGGACACAAUCGGAAGAAGGGAGCACAGAGGACGUGGUUCGCUUGGACGUUCAGAACGUCGCACCUCAAAGGUGUCAAGAAAGGGCUCGCGUGAUGUGGCGGACCAUAUGACAAUCCAGAUGGACGACUCUGACUCUAUCACAGUCUCAGAGCAGAGCGAGCCAUCUGCAGAAUGUUGGCAGAACAUGUACAAACUGCUCAACUUCUACUCACUCAUCUCAGAUCCCACAGGAAUCUUGGAGAAAAGUUCUGCAGGGAAUUGUUUGUCAGAAGCUGGCCGUCGGCCAUCAGAACCCCACUGUAAUGUCAUCUUUGAGAACGAACAGCAGGAUCCCACACCCACGAGGCCUCCUGCUGCAGUCUCAAGGCGGCGUAGUUUGGUGAGCUCUGAGGCCCAGCAUGUUACCCUCAUAGUGUUUGGUAUCGGCAUGGUGAACCGCACCCACCUGGAGGCUGACAUCGGUGGACUCACCAUGGAGGCAGAACUCAAGAAGAUACAUGGAAGUUUUACCCUCAAGGAGAAGAUGAAAGAUAUCCUACAUCAGAAAAUGACAGAGACCUGUGCAUCAGCCCACAUAGGCGGUGUAAAUAUUGUACUGCUAGAGGGCAUAACACCAGACAUUCAAACCGUGGUUAAAUGCAACAUCGCCAAGUCUCAAGCCUUGUACAGUGCCCAACGUGGACUGAAAACUAAUAAUGCAGCUGUCUUCAAAGUGGGAGCCAUCGUGAUCAACAUACCCCAACACCCAGCCACUUUACACAGCAUGAUGGUCCGCAGUUCCCAUCAGCUUUCCAAACAGAUCGCUGACCUCAUCCGACAGCCAUCGAAUGCUCAACCUCCUAAUAGGGAGGACACGCCCACCCCACAACCCUCUGACAAAGGAUCCAGCAUCAAUCAGACACCUGUUGAGGCCAAUGAGUUCCCCCAGCUUCCAGAAGGGCUCGAAAAGAAGCCCAUUGUCCUCAAGUUCAGCGCAAUGAUGGAUGGCAUCACCAUCGGUGCUGCCCUGCUGCCCUCGCUGAAAGCUGAGUACAAAAUGGGUCAUAUGAAAAGCCAUGGCAUGACAGGAGCUCAAACCAGCUUCACCUUUGAAUUGCCAAACCACAAGCUUUGCUUUCAAUCAAAAGUAUCUCCUGUGGACAUGUCCACCAUGCCACCGUCAGCAAGCCUCACCCUGCCUCAAGUCACAAUGUCUGGAGAAUACAUCAUGGAGGACCAUGAGAGUCACUCAGACCAGGGUUGGGGUGCUGAUGACUUCCCUGCAAAGCAAGGGAACUAUCUCCAAGGCAACUACCUGCGCUGUGUGGCUGAGAUUGGCUCUUUUGAACAUAACCUGACGACUGAUCUGCUAAACCACCUCGUUUUCCUGCAGAAAGUUUUUAUGAAGGAGGUUAAUGAGGUCAUCCAGAAGGUGUCAGGUGUUGAACAACCCAUCCCACUGUGGAAUGAGCAUGACACCUCAACAGAUGCAGACAAGCCCAAAAUUUUGCUUUAUUCACUCAGCCUCAUGUUCAAGGGAAUCCAGAUGACUGCAACCACACCAUCAAUGAGAGCGGUGCGCUUUGAGACUGGCUUGAUUGAGCUAGAGCUAUCCAACAGAAUCCAGUGUAAGACUCAACCAGGUGGCAGCAGUAGUUACCUCAAACUCUUCGGCAAAUGUCAAGUUGACCUCCACCUGGCCCUUGGUCAAAUAGUCAAGCACCAGGUGUAUGAAGAGGCUGGCUCAGACUUCCAUCAGGUAGCAUAUUUUCGGACCCGAAUUGGUCUACGAAAUGCGCUCCAGGAAGAGAUCAGUGGCUCGUCUGACAAGGAGGCUGUUCUCAUCACACUCAACAGGCCAAUUGUUUUCGCCCAACCAGUAGCAUUUGACAGAGCUGUGCUAUUCUGGCUGAAUUACAAGGCAGCAUAUGACAACUGGAAUGAACAGCGUUUGGCACUCAACAAGGACAUCCAUGUGGCCACAAAAGAGGUGGUUGACAAGCUGCCAGGUAUCCAACAGACAUCAGCCCAGGCCUUCAGCACACUCUUUCUUCAACUGACCGUCAAUGACCUGGGUAUUUGCCUGCCCAUAACCAACACGUCGCAGGCAAACCACAGCAUAGACUUUGACACCAGCUCAGCUUUGGUCUUGACUAUUGAGAGUACACUGAUCACCGCCUGCUCCUCUGAGUCCUUGGUUAGCAAAGGCCAUUUCAAGAAUUUCUGCAUCCGGUUUGCAGAGGGCUUUGAGACCUCUUGGGAUGACUGGAAGCCUGAGAUCCGAGGCGACCUGGUCAUGAAUGCUUGUAUAGUCCCAGAUGGCACAUAUGAAGUGUGUUCCAGGACCACGGGACAACCAUCUGCUGAGAGCAGUAGUGCUGGUACCUGGACCCUAAAUGUGCUUUGGAAAAUGUGUGGUAUUGACGUUCACAUGGACCCCAACAUUGGCAAGCGCCUCAAUGCCCUGGGUAAUACGCUAACAUCAAUGACAGGAGAGGAAGACGUUGAAGACAUAACAGACCUCAACUCUGUCAACAUGGUGGAUCUUUCAGAUGAUGAAGUAGACACCAUGUCACCUACCAUCCACAUGGAGGCAGUUGAUCCCAGAAGGCAGCUAGUCAUGGGGAACCAGAUGAUUGAUGCGCGCGGCAGAAAGUUUACCAAGAGGGUGGUGGACAUCAGAGAGCUAAACGAACAGGCCAAAGUCAUCGACGACCUGAAGAAAUUGGGAGCAAGUGAGGGCACGAUCAAUCAAGAGAUUCAGCGUUAUCAACAGCUGGAGUCUGUGGCUGUCAAUGACAUCAGGAGAGAUGUCAGAAAGAAGCUGCGUCGCUCCAGUAUGAGGGCGGCCUCGCUAAAAGAUAAGUGGGGUCUUGGCUACAAACCAAGCUACAACCGUUCCAAAAGCAUCUCUGCAGCAGCAGGUCGACCACCUCUAAAAAGGAUGGACAGACAGAGCUCCAGAAUAGGAGAUGUGGAUGAAUUCCCUGAUGUGCGUCUGGAUGCAUCCUCUCCUGGACCGCGGGUCACUUUCAACAUCCAGGAUCCGGGUUUGGAGUCUGCAAUUGCACCUGUCAGUCCCGGAGAUGUAUUCAAGUUUCCUGAGGAGUCAGAGAUGGACCUGUUGUCAGUCACCAUUGAUGAGCCAUCACAUCCUCGUGAUCAGCACCAUCUUCAUUCUUCAUCUAUAAUUGGAGACCACUGCUCAGUAUUCAGUGCUCCUUGUGACCCUGUUCUCUCACCCACAAUUCCCUUCCAGCAUGAUGACAUCCAACGAGAUGACCUGUCCUCGUCUUCCUCUGAAGAAUCAGAAAAGGAGGAUGAGUUUGAACGCGAGAGACCACUGAGCUAUCGAAGGCCUUUGCAAGGUUCUCAAAGGAAGUCAUCGAGUUUUUCAGCUGUGAGUCAGUUGUUCACUGAGCGUUGGCCAAGCGCACCCACCAGUCGGAGCUUCGGCAGUGCAACAACAGAAAGAAACAUCGACUUUGAGCUGGAUGUGCGUGUUGAAAUAGACAGUGGGAAGUGUGUUCUUCACCAGAGUACUCAGCAACCUGAGCAUGAAGAAAUUUCAUUUAGGAGGAGCUGUGAUCGCAGCCUCAGGAGUCUUGACCAGGAGUCUCCUCCAAAGAAGAAAAAAUUGCAGCCCACAUACACAUCCACUACCCAUCUUCUCGCUGGAAAGAAAUGUCCCUCCACACUGCAGACCAAAUCAAAUGACCUUGAGACCACAGUUUUCUACAUUCCGGGAGUAGACGUAAAGGUGCACUAUAACUCCAAGACCCUGAAGACUGAAUCCCCUAACGCCUCGCGUGGAUCUUCCAUCCCGCGUACUCUUUCCAAAGAGUCAAAGCUGUAUGGUAUGAAAGAUAAUGGUCCUCCCAAUGUCCAAAGUCAGACUAACUCGCUCUUACCUCCCCCACUCCCACCUAUCCCAUCAGCCAAAGGUAAAGGUAGUGGAGGGGUGAAAACAGCAAAGCUUUAUGCCUGGGUGGCCCUCCAGACUCUGCCAGAGGAAAUGGUCAUCAGCCCUUGUCUUCUUGAUUUCUUGGAAAAAGCACUAGAAACCAUUCCUAUUACUCCAGUGGAACGGAGCUAUUCAGCUGUGGCUGCUCAGGAUGAGGACAUGGGUCAGUUUGAGACAGUGGAACAGCUCGAGGAAUCGACCACCUCCCUAGUUUCUUCUUCAACAUCAGCAUAUUCUUCUUUUCCUGUGGAUGUGGUUGUCUAUGUCAGAGUUCAGCCUUCUCAGAUCCGCUUCAGCUGCCUCCCAAUGUCAAGAGUUGAAUGUAUGCUCAAACUGCCAUCACUGGACCUGGUUUUCUCUUCUAACCGUGGUGAAUUAGAGACCCCAACUGGAGCUCAACCCAAUGAUGGGUCACACUCACUCUCCUCCACUCCUCCUGGCCAGCACAUCCCCAAACUACCUCCUACUAAAGCUUCUCCAUUACUGGGGAGCCCUCUGGGGCGAAGCCGCCACAGCAGUAGUCAGUCGGACCUCACUGGAGGCCAAAGUAACUCUUCUGGUCUCAGCUUCACUGCCUGCAUGUCUGACUUCUCGCUCUAUGUCUUUCACCCUUAUGGCGCUGGAAAACAGAAAUCUGCUGUCACAGGCCUGCCCCCAGGCCCAAGUCCGUUAGGUACAGUAGAUGAGGAGCCAGCAUCUGUGACAGGAAGAAAGGACUCUUUGAGCAUAAACUUGGAGUUUGUAAAAGUCAGUUUGUCAAGAAUGAGACGGACAGGAGGCCCAACAUUUAUUGAGAGCUUCGUUCCUGGUAAAGGUGGUAAAAUGGACACCACCCUCAUCAAUAUCUCGGCUGUUUGUGAUAUUGGCUCAGCUUCCUUUAAGUAUGACAUGAGACGACUGAGUGAGAUUCUGGCCUUCCCAAGAGCCUGGUACCGCCGAAGUAUUGCUAGACGCCUCUUCCUUGGAGACCAAACCAUCAAUCUGCCAGCCUCUGGCCCUGCCACCCCAGACUCAUCUGAAAACAUGACUCAGCAUCUGUCCCCCGAGUCUAGUCGCAAAGCCUACUGGAGAACCUGGGACGGCAGCACUGGGACACACAUACCUCAGUUCCCCAAUGUCUUCUCUGAUCACACUACUGGAAGCAACAUCUCCCCAGGUGGCCUUGGGCACCUUAGGUCCCCUGCACCCGGACGCAGCAGAAGUGUGUCAGAUUCAUCUGCACCGAGAAGAGAUUCAGCAACAAAAACAUCUACCCCCUCAUUUAGUAAAAAUGGUAAAGCAGCAGGGCAGCAGGGGGCGCCGUGGGAGACACUGGUGGUGUUUGCUAUCAACUUGAAACAACUGACGGUCCAAAUGAACAUGAGCAAUGUCAUGGGAAACAACACCUGGACGACCAGUGGUCUGAAGAGCCAAGGCCGGCUGUCUGUGGGUAGCAACCGCGACCGAGAGAUCAGCAUGUCUGUCGGCCUGGGACGCUCCAAGCUAGACUCCAAGGGUGGCGUAGUGGGUGGAAAUAUAGACGUGAACACUCUAGAGAUGGUCUCACACAUCUCUGAGCACCCAAACCAGCAACCAAGUCAUAAGAUCCAGAUCACCAUGGGUUCCACUGAGGCACGGGUUGAUUACAUGGGCUCAAGCAUCCUGAUGGGGGUUUUUAGCAAUGCUGACCUGCAGCUCCAAGAUGAAUGGAAGGUCAACCUCUGCAAUGUUGAUUCCAGCAUAUCUGAGAAAAGUGAGAUAUUUGUCCAUGGAGACUUGCAGUGGGACAUAUUCCAAGUGAUAAUUUCACGCUCUACCACACCGGACCUAAUCAAGAUUGGCAUGAAGCUUCAGGAGUUUUUCACUCAGCAAUUUGACACCAGCAAACGGGCUCUCUCCACGUGGGGCCCAGGCCCCUACCUGCCUCCAAAAACCCCAGUCAUCAACGUAGAGAAAGGAGCAGCAGAGCUAUACAUGGAUGCAGCACAUCACCGUCACUGGCCCGGGGUGCUGAAGGUAAUCGCAGGUUGCCACAUAUCCCUCUUCCAGAUGCCUCUGCCUGAGGAUGCUGUGCAGUUGGGUGGCUCAAUGAGUCUCCAUGGCAAUCACAUGACCCUGGCCUGCUUCCACGGACCCAACUUCCGCUCCAAGUCAUGGGCUCUCUUUCACCUGGAAGAGCCCAAUAUCGCCUUUUGGACAGAGGCACAGAAAAUAUUGGAGGAUGGUUCCAAGGAUGAUUCCACAUACAUUGUGCAGACACUGGACUUCCAUCUUGGUCAUAACACCAUGGUGACCAAACCAUGUGGUGCACUAGAAAGCCCGAUGGCCACCAUAACCAAGAUAACCCGGCGAAGACACGAAAACCCUCCACAUGGCGUUGCAACUGUGAAAGAAUGGUUUAACUAUGUCACUGCCAUGAGGAAUGAAGAGUUGAACUUGCUGAGGAAUGUGGAAGCCAACAACCCAGAAAGUGGAGCUGCUGCCAAGAGCUCCAGUCUGCUGAGCAGCUUCCGCAGCAAUUCGAACUACAACCACGAGACUGAGACGAUAUUUGCCCUUCCCAGAAUGCAGCUGGACUUCAAGUCCAUCCAUGUACAAGAUCCUGUUGAGCCUUCUCUGUCAGAUUCCAACAGCAAACCAAAGGUAGAGUGCAGUGUUGUCACAGAAUUCACAGACCAUAUCUGUGUAACCAUGGACGCCGAGCUCAUCAUGUUCCUUCAUGACAUGGUGUCUGCCUACCUGAAAGAGAAAGAGAAAGCCCUUUUCGCCCCACGAAUGUUUGCGGCUCGGCCAGGUCAGAAGAGUCCUACGGCCAUGCACGAUGACAGCUGCACAUACAAGGAGAAAGACGACAGCAUCAACUACACCACAGUGGACUGGAGGGAGUUUAUGUGCAACACCUGGCACUUGGAGCCCACUCUCAGGCUGAUUUCGUGGACAGGCCGUAAAAUUGAUCCAGUGGGAGUGGACUACAUCUUACAAAAACUGGGCUUCCACCACGCUCGGACUACAAUUCCCAAGUGGCUCCAGAGGGGCGUGAUGGAUCCGCUGGACAAGGUACUGUCAAUGCUCAUCAAGAAGCUGGGCACCGCCCUACAAGAUGAGAAGGACAAGAAAGGCCGAGAGAAGGAGGAGCAUUAGCCCUGAGGACAUGAUGGCUGUUUUUGCACUGUUUAUUUGGCUCAUCUUGUGAAUUUCAGUUUGCUGCGGUGUGCGCUACCACAAGUAGCUUUGACUGAGGCUUUUGCAUUGAUGUCAUGAUCUGUAUAGUUUAAAAAGAGUAGCAAUUAGUAUAGUAUACUUCAAUUGCUUUAAUGGUUCCAAUCCUGCCUCUUUUACAUGUUGCAGAUGACCUCUCUUGAUUUUUUUUUUUUUUUUUUAAAGGCUUUCCGAAAUGAAUGAAAAAUGAUUCCUUAAAUAUUGCUUUUUCUUUGUUUUGAAUGGAACACAUGGUAAAUUAUGCUUUACUUAUAGUAUUUUAUGAUGUAUUUAAUAUUUCCAAUAUUUGUUUUUCCUUGAUGUGAACAAAUGAACACUGGUAUAUUUGGUAUACGAUCUGUCAUGAUUAUUUAUGGAUAUGUGGAAUGGAAAUCUUGUAACAUGAAUUAGCUUGAUGGGCCAAGCUUGAUUUUUGUGUUUAGUUAGUGUAUAUAAUGACAUUUUGUGAAUGUUUUGAUUUCCUAACUUAAUAAAAUAAUUCCACUGGAUUUUA
Syngnathoides biaculeatus (alligator pipefish) is the source of this 16088-nucleotide messenger RNA. Its product is annotated as KIAA1109 ortholog. NCBI's taxonomy places the organism in Eukaryota, Metazoa, Chordata, Actinopteri, Syngnathiformes, Syngnathidae. The record is from RefSeq and is a predicted model, not a curated record. Gene Ontology annotation, biological process: synaptic vesicle endocytosis. The coding region runs from base 173 to 15517 and encodes 5114 amino acids. The transcript is spliced from 89 exons.